GCAGGGACCCUCAAACCCUCCGGAAAGCCCAAAGCGUUGACCCCUGGGACCCCCAUCAUGAGAGACACGUUUGCUGCUGCCAUUCCUCUGCCCGAGGUUGCCUGGGAGAGGGCAAAACCUGGAGGCAGAGCUAGCAGGCAGCUGAUAUUUUCAGCCAAUUUCCCUGCUCCCUUUUGGCCUGGUUUCUGGCUUAGGCUUGCAGAGAUGGGAGCUGCGAUGCCAUCAGGAGGCAGCCAGCUUUGAUAAAGCUGCUGGGUUUUUUCCCCCCUACUUUUCCUGCGGAACGGAAAGGCUGAGCGUGUGCCGGCAUGGCAGAAAAAGUGAACAACUUCCCUCCCCUGCCGAAGUUCAUCCCCUUGAAGCCAUGUUUCUACCAGGACUUCGAUGCGGAGAUCCCACCGCAGCACCGUACCAUGGCCAAACGGCUUUACUACCUCUGGAUGCUGAACAGCAUCACCUUGGCGGUGAAUCUCGUUGGCUGCCUCGCAUGGCUGAUUGGAGGCGGUGGAGCUGUUAAUUUUGGACUGGCAAUUCUCUGGCUCAUUCUCUUUACGCCCUGCUCCUAUGUCUGCUGGUUUAGACCUAUUUACAAAGCUUUCAAGACAGACAGUUCCUUCAGCUUCAUGGCCUUCUUCUUCACCUUCAUGGCCCAGCUGGUGAUCAGCAUUAUCCAGGCGGUGGGAAUCCCUGGCUGGGGUGUCUGUGGCUGGAUUGCAGCGAUUUCCUUCUUUGGGACCAAUGUGGGGUCAGCCGUGGUGAUGCUGAUCCCCACCGUCCUGUUCACAGGGAUGGCAGUCUUCUCCUUCAUCGCUCUCACUAUGGUGCAUAAGUUUUACCGGGGGAGUGGUGGGAGCUUCAGCAAAGCUCAGGAGGAGUGGACCACGGGGGCAUGGAAGAACCCCCACGUCCAGCAGGCAGCACAGAACGCGGCCAUGGGGGCGGCGCAGGGGGCCAUGAUGCAGCACGAGACGCAGUACUCGGCCACCCCAAACUACACCUACUCCAACGAGAUGUGAGCAGCAGGACUUUGUCCUCUGGCGAAAGAUCUGGGGGGGAAGGGAGGAGGAGGAGGAAGAAGGCUGGGCCGAGUUUCUGCAGCUAUUUCAGAAAGUCGGAGUGUACCAUAACAGUUCUUUUCCCAUUCUUUGUAACGAGAUCAUUUUGGUUAUUUUUUCCCCCCCCAUCCUCCAUUAUUGUCUUGAGCUCUUUUAUUUUUCUCCUUUAUUUUUCAUUUUGAAGAGGCCAUGAGUUGACCUGCAGGGCUCUUGUUGUGCGUGGUAGUAAGUGUACAUUCACGUGUCUUCUUUUUCCCUGUGAAACAGUGUACGGUGGUGGUUUUUUAAUUACUGUGGUGAUAGGUGUAUGUUAGAACUACAUCAGCCAAAAGCACCCCCACACCCCCAUCCCCAAAAGGGAAAGAGAAAAAUAGCAACCAGCACCCAUCUCCCCUCUUGGAAUAAGCCGUGAACCACAGUAAACCACAGGUUUACGACAUGCGUGAGUUUUCUCUUUCAGUUGGUAGUGUCCAGCCACUUGCCACUGAAUCAACAAGGGCAAGCAGUACUGGGAAUUCUCCCUUUUCUUUUGCUUUUUAACUAGCAGGUGGCUGGCUGAUUUAGCGUUUUAAAAAAAAAGAUAAGGGGGGGGGGGGGGGCAGGCGGGAGGGAAAGAAACCCUCAGUGCUGCUGUUGAUAAUGCUGGAAGCCAAGCGAUUCCUAAUCUACACCCUGGCUCAGGAUCUACAACUUCUCUCAGUGUGUGGUAUUGUAAAUGAGUAGUUUACAUUUUGACGUGGAAGACCAGUAUUUGUGCGUGGCCGUGGGCAGGAGCCCCGGUGCACUGUGUGUGUGUGCGCGUGCGUGUGCAUGUGUUGGGGAGCAAGGACAGGGUUUCCCUGUGGAUACAACCAUCCGGUUCCAGAUUCUGCAUCCUGAGUCUGGUGUUUUUUGGUUUUUUUUUUAAAGGCUUCUAUUUUGAAAAGCAGCUAUAAAAUUGGCAGUGUUUCUCAGAGGACCUAUUCUCCAGGUCAAAUCUUGCCACUCUGUAUGCAAGCACAUACAACCAGUCUCACUGACUAUGUAAAUAGUGAGGCCAAGAUCUGUCCCCGUUAGCUUUUGAGCUAAUUUAAGGCUCUUUAGGAAACCUCCAGGCUGGUGGGAAGGAUUCCUGCUCACUUGCACUUCUAAAAACCGCAGUGAAACGUGGCCGUGGGUUUUCCUGGUGCAGAAAUCCCUGCUCCUGUCAGCCCCGAGUCCUUGCCCAGUUAGGGGAUGUUGGGCUUUAAAUAAAUGAUCUUGCACCUUCGUGGGGAGCAGCUGAGCUCAGACUGACACCUCUUUGGCUGUGGCAGCAGGGGAAGGUGACCAGCAGACCCUGGAAAAGAUUGGUUUGUAAAUGGGAGCUGACAGGACAGUGCAGGGCAGCAGUAGGGGAAUCUCCUUCCCAGGGACGCUUUUCAGACUCUAAAUGCACUUUAAAUACGCCAAUUUUUUCUCUCCAAGUCCUAGAUAAGCAGCCCAAACAGAAUCUGAUCCAGCCCCUUGGCUCAAAUAUCUCCUCUCUGCUGCAGGCAACAAGCUUAGUGUGCCACCGCUCAUGCCCACAGCUAGCCAGAGCUGUGCGAGUCCCCAGCCCUUCGCGCCCCAUCCCUCUAGCUGUCUGGUGAUGCUUGUAUGUGACUCCUAGCCACGAGAAUCACCCCAAGGAGGAACUUCUCUUUCCCAGCAAAGCACACCAAGAAUAGUUUCCUUUUUAAGGGUAUCACUUCAGUCAUUCUGCAGUAGACAGUCGUCUCUUGACAAGACUAAAAUGCAAUUAAUGAUAAAAUGCCUGUCUGUGUGUGUGUAUAUAUAUAUGUAUAAAAUGUAAGGAGAAAAGUAAUCCUUUGCUGACCCUAUUAUGUACUUAAUCAGGUUUAAUUAUUGUGCAAUUCAUUUACAGCUAGCCUAAAACUGACUAUGCCAAAUCACAUGCUCUGUCAUCCAUGUCUGAGAAAUGAUGAAUUACGUGACUUCACCUUUUGCAUUUAUAAUAAGAUGCGUAAAUAAUAACUGUAACAAGCUGUAACUUACAGACAUUGCUUCAGCAUCUAACCCUCC
Messenger RNA from Falco peregrinus (peregrine falcon), 3098 nucleotides. RefSeq names its product secretory carrier membrane protein 5 (gene SCAMP5). Gene Ontology annotation, biological process: protein transport. The transcript is spliced from 8 exons. Gene Ontology annotation, cellular component: recycling endosome membrane; trans-Golgi network membrane. Lineage: Eukaryota; Metazoa; Chordata; Aves; Falconiformes; Falconidae. The record is from RefSeq and is a predicted model, not a curated record. Bases 309 to 1016 code for a protein of 235 amino acids.